Messenger RNA from Andrographis paniculata, 1835 nucleotides. RefSeq names its product ran-binding protein M homolog. Gene Ontology annotation, biological process: cytoskeleton organization; cell surface receptor signaling pathway. Lineage: Eukaryota; Viridiplantae; Streptophyta; Magnoliopsida; Lamiales; Acanthaceae. Gene Ontology annotation, molecular function: protein binding. The transcript has 10 exons. Gene Ontology annotation, cellular component: cytoplasm. Bases 154 to 1551 code for a protein of 465 amino acids. The record is from RefSeq and is a predicted model, not a curated record.
AUAAACAAUAAGGGAGCAGUGAAAGCCCAUUCCGUCAAAUUUCCCAAUUGCCUCGAUCUCAAGAAAUCUCUUGAUCAAUCCAUUUUCCAAAUCCUCUUUUUCUCUUCUCUCAAUUGCAAUCUUGAAUCGGCGAUUUCGCCGGAAGGAAGAACAAUGUCAGAAGCAACGUCGCAGAGCAAUCCGCCGGAGAACGACGUAAUCGGCUCCUACUUCCUCGAUCUCUGGAGACACACUUCAAGAACCCUAGCGGUUAAACCCGAAACAGACUCUGAAUUCGAGCAGGACGAAGAACCUCCGACGGCACUGGACACGGUGAACAGCUCCGGCGGAUUCUCACUGGUGGGCCAUGAUAAGCUCUCGCUUUUGUAUCCGAAUGCUCACAUGCAUGGUCACGAUGUCGGAGUGGUUCAGGCGAAUCGCCCCGCCCCUACGAAGCGACUUCUUUAUUAUUUUGAGAUUUUUGUAAAGAACGCUGGGCAGAAGGGGCAGAUUGCCAUCGGAUUUACUACUGCUGGCUUUAAAGUCCGUCGCCAACCGGGAUGGGAAGCAAACAGUUGUGGAUAUCAUGGUGAUGAUGGACUGUUAUAUUGUGGACAUGGAAAGGGAGAAACUUUUGGCCCAACAUAUACAACUGGUGAUACUGUUGGUGGUGGUGUCAAUUAUGAAGCACAAGAAUUCUUUUUCACGAAAAAUGGGGCCGUAGUAGGAUCUGUGAUUAAGGAUGUUAGAGGUCCGGUAUAUCCUACAGUUGCUGUUCACAGUCAAAAUGAGGAGGUGAUUGUUAACUUCGGAAAGGACCCAUUUGUCUUUGAUAUUAAAGCAUAUGAAGCAGAAGAGAGAACUAAACAACAGAUGAGAGUUGACUCCAUCUCAAUAUCACAGGAGACCAGUUAUGGAAUAGUUCGAUCAUAUUUACAACAUUAUGGAUAUGAAGAUACUCUGAGAUUGUUUGAUGUUGCUGGGAAAAGUACUGUGCCUCCUAUAACUCUGUCUUCAGGAAGCAUUUUAAAUGAGGAGGCCCAAACGUAUGCCUUAAAUCAGAGGAAGAUUAUACGUCAGCUAAUAAAAUCUGGUCAGAUUGAUGAGACAUUUUCUACUCUCAACCAUUGGUAUCCUCAACUUGUUCAGGAUCAGACAUCGAUUAUAUUCCUUUUGCUACGCUGCCAAAAAUUUAUCGAGCUUGUCCGGGAAAACAAAGUAGAGGAAGCUGUAAUGUAUGGUAGAAGAGAAUUCGACAGGUUUAGGAAGUGUGCAGUAAAUGAUGACCUAAUCAAGGAUUGUGCUGCUUUAAUAGCAUAUGAGCAACCGAGCAAAUCAUCUGUCGGUUACCUCCUUGGAGAUUCUCAACGGGAGCUUGUUGCUGAUCUUGUGAAUGCAAUGAUAUUAUCAACAAAUCCCAAAGUAACAGACCCCAGUGCUUGCUUGCACUCAUGCCUCGACAAGAUUGUAAGGCAAAUCACUGUUUGUUUUUUGGAAAAGAGGGCCGUUAAUGGCGACCAGGGUGAAGCCUUCAAUUUGAGCAGAGUUCUGAAGAGUGGCAAGAAAGAUUAAGCCCCCACCCAGGCUCUGAUCUGGACCGGCUAUGUUUUUUGUGCAUUCGCCCUUUCAUCACCACCGCUGCCCUACUUCUGGUUACGAGACUUGUGUUGGCUGGCGAGCCCGCAUAAAUAAUUAUUUGAUCCAUCAUCUGCUCUUACAGCCAACAAUACGACGAGUGGUAGCUAGCUAAAUGAAUGUAAUGAAAAUACUCUAGUUUGUCUUUGUACAGGUUGAAUUCCCAUUUGUUCUGUAAAACAUGCACUUCUUUCUUUCAGUACAUGAUGUUCCCUUCCCUA